GUAAGUUGAAAUGGUCAAAAAGUUUUCACACUGACAGAAUGGUAAUUUAAUGUGUAGCUCUGCAGUCUUCCAAACAUCAGUGGUUUUUCUAAAUAUUGUGCUUACUUCAGCAUGUUGUCAGACCUCUGAUAUGACUAAGAUGCUGAGGCUGACUGAAUCACCAUGCGGUCGCACUUUGUGCAACAGUGCCACUGUUUGCUCAGCAAGCCAAAUCUCCCGACUCCUCCCCCUGAGCAGGCUGUUAAACUCCCGUGAGGUGAUGCCUGCCUGGUAACGUAAUAAAGUUGCUGGAUGCAAUCCCGAGGCACAAUGUGCGGAUCAUGUUCGUCUGACAGACCUGCUCUCUGCACUGCUCCUGCCUUCGCACUGCCUGCUGCUCUUCUGAGGUUCCUGUCCUGGUGUAACUGUCAGAGCAUAAUGGUGGCAUUUAAAGGGAUCUGGACCAAGGACUUCUGGAGGGCUGUAUCCGGAGAGUACCUGGCCACUCUCAUCUUUGUCCUUCUCGGUCUGGGCUCCACCAUCAACUGGGCUGCGGGGGAAGAGAAUCCUCCCCCGGCCGACCUAGUCCUUAUCUCGCUGUGCUUCGGCCUCAGCAUCGCCACCAUGGUGCAGUGUUUUGGCCACAUCAGUGGCGGACACAUUAACCCGGCUGUCACUGCAGCUAUGGUUGUGACUAGAAAGCUGAGCCUGGCCAAAGCGUUGUUCUAUGUGGUGGCUCAGUGCCUGGGAGCUAUUACAGGAGCUGGGAUUCUCUACCUAGUUACACCUGCUGCUCUUAGAGGGUCCCUCGGUGUGACCACGGUGAACUCCAAGAUCUCACUAGGGCAUGGCUUUCUUGUGGAGCUCCUCAUCACAUUUGAACUGGUCUUCACCGUCUUUGCCACUUGUGACCCCAAACGCACAGACCUGGGCGGCUCUGCUGGCUUGGCCAUUGGCUUCGCUGUAGCAAUCGGUCACUUAUUUGCAAUUCCUUACACAGGAGCCAGCAUGAACCCUGCUCGUUCCUUUGGGCCUGCAAUGGUCACACUUAACUUUGAGCACCACUGGGUGUACUGGGUGGGACCCGUUCUCGGGGCCGUGCUGGCUGCCGGCCUGUACGAGUACCUGUACUGUCCUGACCCUGAGAUAAAGAAGAGGCUGAAGCAGGUCCUCCUGAAGGACCCAUCAGGGAAGUACAGGGAGGUAGAGACAGAGGACAUCGCUAUCAAGACGGGCUCUGUCGACCUGGAGAAAAGUGAGAAAAAAGAUCCUUUCCAGGACUCAACGGGAGAGGUGUUGUCCUCUGUAUGACUAUCACGUGCACUGGAAAUGGAGACCAAUCUGUAGAGCAGAUCAGCUUUGGAGUAUGUAUCUUGAGCCCCCCCUUGCUCCAAAAGACUUUGUCCUCAUUGCAGAUUAUGAUCUCUGACCACGAGCAGGGUUGAAUUACUCUCAUUGUCAUUAAGCUAAUAUGACGUUAUGGCUCAAUCCCAUAAAACAUCUGCAGCCCCCCCACCCCACCCCCCCACACACACACACCCCACACCCCACCCCCCUGAGUGAUUUUGUAGUAGUGUUGGCACACAACGCGCAUUGCACGUAAUACGUCACAUUAAAGAAAUAUGUGUUGGGGCAGCCAAUUAGGUGGGGUCAUCUCGCUGAACUGGAGAAGUGAAGAAGAAAAUGUAGCCUUGUUAUUUUUGGAUUAGUGUCACAUUUGGUCCAUGUAUUGUGUGUGUAAUAACAGGAGAGACUUUCCUUGUGAUCAUUAAGCACAUUACAGGUCCCAGGCGAAGUAAGACAGUUGUGACAGGGUUUAUCAUCAGAGUUAUAAUACAGUGAUCUCUAUUUUCAGUGCAUUAGUCAGGGAAACAACCAGCUCAUCUUUACAGAGACAUUGUGUCUCUGUAAAGAGUUAUCUCUGCUCUUUGAUGUUCAUCAUAUCUAUUACUAUAUAAUGAUUUUUUUUUCAUGAAAUUAUGAUACUUAGCUGUUAUUUUGCAGAUCUAGAUUUGGUUCAUGUAAAACAUUUCUUUCUGUAUGAUUUGCUGCAUUUCAUACUCAAGUAUUUAAUUUAUUGAUAAGAUAUUUGGCUGAUCUUUGUAAUUUUAUGCUCAAAUAUUUCUCAGUUAUAAUUGCAAACUCUACAUGCUACAAGAUGUAAAAGAUACAAGUUGUAAUAAUAAUAAUUUUUCACAUUUCUAAGUAAUGAAAGAUUUCUCUUUGACUUUAACUGACUUCAAAAUGUGCAAACAAAAUAUCUACACAAAUCCACUGCAACUUCCAAAUAUUUAUAAGAAAUCUAGUGACCAUACCUACAGGGUUUUUCACUGAAGUCACUUGUUUUUGGUACUAGGAGCUAAGCACCAGGGAGAGGAGAGGUCUGGAUCAAUGAUGGAUCGGCUCAUCUACCUUUAGAUAAUGUCUCCCUAUGGCCAGAUAAAUGUCCAUAAUGUGUGUUUCUUGUGAGUUAAGUCUCUGAGAAUAGCUUCAUAUAAUCUCAUUCCAUCAGCAGAGAGCACAAAAGAAUGAUACCAUUUUGUGAUAGGAAAUAGAGGCGAUCUGUUAUGUCUACGCUUUAUUUCCUUUGCUAAACGAACAGGUGCAAUUCAGUCUUCUUUUCUGUAAUAUGGAGGAAAUGAUCAGCCCCACUGAUCCUGCUGCAUCAACUGAAGUUGUCUACAUGGUGCAGCUAUAUUGCAUUUGUGGAGCUAGAAUGCUGGAGUAAUUCAGAUACUAAAUCAAAAUUGUUUUUUUACUCCUUCAUGGACAAAUUCUCUCCCCAUCUCACCUUCCUUCCUAACAUAGAUGUUUUUGUGUUGCAACAGCAUCACCUACUGGCUGCAGUGUGAAUCUCACAUUGAGCAGAAAUGCUCCCAUUUGUAUUUCUCCAGGGGAGGGCAGCCACGAGCCUUGGAUGUACAGGUUACGCUGCAGACACAGGCAGACACAAGUCACUUUUAUUCAUAAGUCUGAGCCACAUUUCAUUUGAAACUGGUCCAGGCCAUUAAUUCAGAACUACACAGGAGGAUUAAGUGUGGCAUAGCCCUGUAACUGAGGCCCAGUGCUCAAGCAGGAGCCUAAGCAAGUUAAUACUAAAGUACUUUUUCUGUCAGCCUUUGUAUUCUUAGCAUUUUUACCAUUUCAUGAGAGUAUGAGAAAUGCUUAUUUUCACUUGAGCUGCCUAAAUUGAAUUACAUUCCCCAUACUUCUCUGAUUAAACUCCUAAACACCAGAAUGUUGUGGUGUUAACAAAUGCUGUUCUUCAAGGCCUCCUGGAGUUGAAAAAGGACAGCACUUAAAUUCUUAGCAGCACUAUCCUCCACCCGCGGGCACACUGCCUGUAUCCCUUAAGGCUCUCAGUGGCUCGAGGCCAGCACCCUCUCAGCUCCCCCUUCAUCAUCUUUAUAACCCAAAUAAAUGAGUACAUAAAUCUGAUGUUUCAUGCAUUGACUAUUUCCUCUUGGGACAGCGGAUGGGAAAUGGGCUCACUCAGAUAUGAUUUAUCGGCCCUUGCUCAUCUUGAGAUUAAAUAGAGGGAGACAGGUGAGGAUAGCACUCCCCCAUUAGAUCGGGAAUUUGGUUUUGUUAUGAAUUCCAUAUUGGUGAUGGAGAGCAAAAUCUUAAAGGGUAUUUAUUAUAUGCGGCUUCUGUGCAUAUACAGAGUAAGACUCAAACCAGUGCCACUACCAAUCACAUCCUCAGAUUACAUUAGGACUGCAUCCUCUCUGUGUGUUGACGACUUCCAAAAGAUUGCCGCAGACACCUCAAUUAUCAAAAAGCAAACAAAAAGUGACAGCAAAUAAUAGACCAACACUUUUCCAGCUGUUUGUUUGUUAACAUCUGCGGCGGCUUAUCAGCAAGAUGUUGAGCAGAAAACUGAUAAUGCGCGGACAGCCUUCACAGUGGCCGACUCUGUAAUUCAUUAAUUUACAUUCGCAUACAUCGCAAAUACCAACAAUGGCUGUAUGAUGUGAAUAUUGUUAUAACCAGAGCUUCAUUUGCACAUCAUACAAGAUGCCAGCAAAGUAUAUCUCAAAGUGCAUCUUAUGCUUAUCUAACUGAGAACAGGCAGAUUUCUUGCGACUUGAAAAUUCAGAUUCUCAAUUCCCAGCACACAACAGAAGGGGCGAAAGAUAAAACACACACCUUAAAGAUCAUUAGCAAUUAAUAUUUGGGGAUUCAUGAAGAAAAACAGCGUUAAACACUUGUUUAAUAAUUCAUACUAUAAACAAGAAAGUCUCCCACUUCCUUAAUAAUUUAGACGUAAGCUAAUGUUGAUUUAUUCAGGAAGGUCUCUGCCACCAGCACCGCCUGGAGUGCCCAAAUUUGAAUUAAAGUAGGACAGUAGCAGGCGAGUCUGUAAUAACAUUUGUAUAAUUUUAUUAUUGCUCUGGGCUCAGUUCAUUUCCUCCUCCAGUAGCUGCGUGAAAUUGUUUGAUUCUGGAAACUGCCUUGAGUCUGCGGCUCUGGGGUUGGAGGGUGGUACAGGAACAGGAAGGCAUGCGACACUCUCUCUCUCUCCCUCCCUCUUUCCUUCUCUCUCUCUCUCUCUCUUUCCCUCUCUCUCUCUCUCUCUCUCUCUCUCUCUCUCUCUCUCUCUCUCUCUCUCUCUCUGUCUGAUGCUGUCAGACACAUAAACACAGACAGACACACGCACACACACACACACACACACACAGCGCCAUGUACACACACAUACACACAUGUAGAGGGAGAGAUAAAUAACUUUAUUAUUCUGGGUUUUGUAAUACUGUUACAUUGGCUCACUUAAUAACUCAAGCUGUCUUGAGAAUAUGAUUGAUAUUCUCACUCACCUUGUCACUUAUGAUAAAUAUUUUACUGCAUUUAUGCGACAUAGCUAAGAAACGGAAUAACUCAUUCAUUACAUUAUCAGAUCAUAUGAAUAUGAGAGUUUGUGUUUAUGUCUUUUUCCAGUAGAGAAAUUGCCAUUUCUGGUUUGCAUUAGAAAGAAAGUCCCUUCCACUGUUUCUGUCUGUGUGAAGAGUUUGUUUGUAAAGAAGCUGAUCUGAUGAAAUUCCAGCUUUUUUGUAACUUUACCACUAAGAAAUAUUUCAUUUCAUUUGGCCCACGAGGAAGUAUUAAAGUUCAUAAUCAUUUGGAGGUUUUUACUGA
This is a messenger RNA of Lates calcarifer (barramundi perch), 5115 nucleotides long. RefSeq names its product aquaporin-4. The coding region runs from base 292 to 1290 and encodes 332 amino acids. Gene Ontology annotation, molecular function: water channel activity. Gene Ontology annotation, cellular component: plasma membrane; basolateral plasma membrane. The record is from RefSeq and is a predicted model, not a curated record. The transcript is spliced from 5 exons. Gene Ontology annotation, biological process: transmembrane transport. NCBI's taxonomy places the organism in Eukaryota, Metazoa, Chordata, Actinopteri, Centropomidae.